CCGCCCGCGCGCGUGUGUGGAGGUCUUUAUAAUAAAACUAGUCUUCAGCGUGUCAGCUUCUUUAAAGCAGCUUUUGAACCCAGACGCACAAGCAGCCCGGUGGUGUUUAAUUUCACUGCUCCAGCAUGACCUCAGACAUUACCACAGACUUGGAGCUGGAGCUGGGCGAGUUUCUGCAGGAGUUCCAGGACGUGGUGGAGGAACUGAAGGCCCCCUCUAAAAGCAGACCUCACGCUUACCAGCACGUCCUGCAGGAGGCCAAAGGUCGCACACGGUUGGGGGACGACAGCGGGGUCGAGGACUCGGAUUACAGCAGCGAAGCUUCUUUGGGAAACAGUUUGAACACCAGCGAGGAGGAGCUCCACACAGCAGGCAUAACGCUGGCACCGAAAGCCAAGCUGGGAGACACAAGGGAACUGGAGAGUUUUAUCGACAUGUUGGACCGGGAACUUGCAGAGAUGUGAACAGAGAGUGAGAAAGCGAGCCACAUAGAGGGGGGGAGAAACAGGCCGGGGGCGACGUGGCUGGCUACUGCCGAGCAGACAGGCAGAUCUACGCCAGGGCAGAUCUGACAGAGCAAGCGCUCCCCUGGCUGCUCCAGGGGAAAAGGUUAACAUCAGAAAUUAAAAGGGCACUCCAUUCCAAAAUGCAAGAACACCCUCAGACCCCUGGCGACGCCGCGUCCAGCCAGCAAAGACGACGUCCCCCCCGCAGCAUCAGAUCCGAGAUGUGUGACAUAUUCACGAAACUUGACAAAUCUCCCAUCUGCCCGGGUGUACGAGAAAACGCCACUCAGAGUAUAGAAAGCGAAUCUGUGCCAUGUUUAAAAUUCCCAUAAGUGCUAUGCCAGUAAAGCCUUAAAGCUGCAGUGGGUAGAAAUGGAGCGAAUAUGAUUUAAAAAAGUUAUUUUCAUAAAACGGUCACUAUAUCCUGACAUCACUGCAUGAGACAGGUAAUCUGAAAAAAAAGCAUGUGCCUCUG
Messenger RNA from Sebastes umbrosus (honeycomb rockfish), 981 nucleotides. RefSeq names its product regulator of cell cycle RGCC-like. Gene Ontology annotation, biological process: regulation of cell cycle. The transcript is spliced from 5 exons. The record is from RefSeq and is a predicted model, not a curated record. The coding region runs from base 126 to 464 and encodes 112 amino acids. NCBI's taxonomy places the organism in Eukaryota, Metazoa, Chordata, Actinopteri, Perciformes, Sebastidae.